UAGUUGUUCGGGAAACUGAAAACAUUUUAAAACCUAGGGUGGAUUUGUAUGAAAACCAAGUUUGUGUGUGUGUAAAUGCGAUAAAGGUCAUUAAAUGUAUUUACUCACUCAGCAGGGAAAAAUUAGAAACCAUGAUUAUGGGCGGAGCUGUUGUAUGACAUCACUGAAGGUUAGUCAAAUAAUUAAAUGAAAGUGAAGCUAAGUUAAACAGAGGAGCUGGAAGUUUUUUUAAAAACAUCAACCCCAAACACUGAAACUACUGAUCGCAUCUGAUAUUCAUCAAUAGCAUGGCGUCCUCCAGUGGUGCACUUAGUCAUGAGCUCCAGUGCUUCAUCUGUCUGGAUGUGUUCACUGAUCCAGUCACCACUCCAUGUGGACACAACUUCUGCAGAACCUGCCUGAACAAGUGCUGGACAAACACACAGACCUGCUUCUGUCCAUUCUGUAAAGAAACAUUCAGCAGAAGACCUGAUCUCAUUGAUCCCAGAAUGCAACCUCUAGUGAGGGGGACAAACCAACCCACACUCCAUCGAACACAAUCUCUACCGAAGUGGACAAACAAACCCCCGGUCCCGGUCCCGCUCCCCCGUAUCCGGUCUCUAAAGAGGAGAAACCAACCACCGCUCCCACGAAUGCAAUCUCUACAGAGGGCUCAAGUCAAUAUGAUAUCCACAGGGCCCAGAAACCAUAGAGGCAUCCCUGAGUACAAUGAUGAGAGUGUUGUGCAACACUUUCAGGAAAAGCUCAAUCUAGGAUCUGAAGUGUUUUGUGACAUCUGUGUUGAAAGAAAGCAGAAAGCCGUGAAGUCCUGUCUGAUGUGUCAAAGCUCUUACUGUGAGACUCAUCUGGAGCCUCAUCACAGAGUCCCAGGUCUAAAGAAACACAAACUGAUCAACGCUGUGGAAAAUCUGGAGGAUUAUAUAUGCCAGAAACACGAGAGACCUCUGGAUCUGUUCUGCAGAGAUGAUCAGACGAGUGUGUGUCUGUCCUGCACUGAAGGAGACCACAGGACUCACAACAUUGUUCCUAUAGAGGAGGAGAAUCGAGAGAAGUUGGUUAAGAAAAAGACGGUGCAGCAAAUGAUUCAGAACAAAAUGAAGAAGAUACAAGAGAUCCAACACUCAGUAGAACUGCGAAAAAGGAACAUGGAGAAAGAGAAAUCAGCCAGUGUUGAGCUCUUCACUGAUCUGAUCCGCUCCAUUGAGAGAUGUCAGUCUGAGCUGCUGAAGAUGAUGGAGGAACAGCAGAAAGCAGCAGAGAAACAGGCUGAAGAUCUCAUUAAAGAGCUGCAGCAGGAAAUCACUGAUCUGAAGAAGAGAAACACUGAGCUGGAGCAGAUCUCACACACUGAUGAUCACCUGCACCUCAUUCAGAUGUUCUCAUCCCCCCACAGUCAUUCACACACCAAGAACAAGACUGAGAUCAGUAUUGAUACUGAUGUGAAUGUGCUCCCUCUGCAUAGAGCUCUGACUCAACUGAAGAAAACACACACGGCACUAACUAAAAAACUCAGUAAAUCAGGGUUGGGAUGGGCUCAGAAGUAUGCAGUGGAUGUGACUCUGGAUCCUGAUACAGCGAAUCCAUGUCUAAUCCUGUCUGAUGAUGGGAAACAAGUCAGUCAUGGAGACAAUACGCAGAACGUCCCAGAAAACCCAAAGAGAUUUGAUGACUAUUGUGUUCUGGCAAAGCAGGGAUUCAGUUCAGGCAGAUUUUACUAUGAGGUUCAGGUGAAGGGGAAGACUGGGUGGAGUGCAGGAGUGGCCAGAGAAUCUGUUAACAGGAAGGGGGACAUUAGUCCGAGUCCUGAGGAUGGGCUCUGGUCUAUGGUAUUGAUUAAUCGGAGGCAGUAUAUAGCUUGUGAUAAUCCAGCAGUCGGUUUCUCUAACAGAAGGACACCUGAGAGUGUGGGAGUGUUUGUGGAUUAUGAGGAGGGUCUGGUCUCUUUUUAUGAUGUGGGCUCCAGAUCUCAUAUCUACUCUUUCACUGCUCAGACUUUCACUGAGAAACUCUAUCCAUAUUUUGGCCCUGGCCAUAAUGAUAAAGGUAAAAACUCAAACCCACUUAUAAUUUCACCUGUAAAUUGAGACAAAGUGCUUUCCCUGAAAUAUGUAACAUCUCAAAACAUUAAAUAUGCAUGUGCUGUUAAGGAACAGAACAUGUAAAGCAAAACCAAAAAAGGAAUUCACAUUCCAAAAUGAAAAAUUAUUUUUAUUAUUAGUUUAUAUUAAUGACAAUAAAUGAGUGUAUGUGUUUAAGAUCCAUGAUCAAAUAAGUUCUAUUGACCAAAAUUAAUACAUGUGUUAAGAAAAAUUUGAAUGAAAACAGUUGUUCUCAAACUUUUUUUACUCCAAGCCUUUUAUAUUCACAAAAUCCUUUGUAUCCUAGUGAUAUUACUUUUCAAUUGCAUGAAUUUUCUUUUUAAACAAAACAUUUGAAAGUGUUCUUUUUUGGAAAUAUUGUAAAAGAAAAAAGGUCACUGCAGAUAUUAUUCUAAGCACAAGUCGCCAAUCUGCCCCUGCACUACAGCAUAAAUUGCAUCUGUCAAUGGUGUCGCUUAGUUUUGUAACAAGAGCCCACACUUUUUAUCGUUUCACUCUUGCCGUAAUGACUGACUACACCUUCGAGCAAAUGUCGGCCACAUAUUUCAGUGAAGGGAAAUGACAAGCAGCAGUUUCUAAUUCGUCGUUAACAAUGAAGUAUAUGGAGAUGAAACCACGCAAGUAUCAAUAACAGUAUCGUUUGUCCUGACGCUUAUCGGUACUCCGGUAUCGACCCAAUUACGUACCAGUCCAAAACAAAAAUACCGGUUCUCGGUACUCAUUCCUACUAAUAAAUCUUUUACCUGCUUAUAAAAGUAGCAAACUGUAGGUGUCGCACAAUUAUUUACAUCAUUCUCUCAUGAAAGUAAAAUAAAUCAAUACUCGUAUAGCCCAUCUUAGCUUGACAAACCAAGAAUCAACAUAUUCUCCUCAGAAGAACUGCCAAAAUGACUCUUGCAAUAAAAAUAAAAAAUAAAUUGGCAGU
Carassius gibelio (silver crucian carp) is the source of this 3024-nucleotide messenger RNA. Its product is annotated as E3 ubiquitin-protein ligase TRIM39-like. Bases 288 to 2084 code for a protein of 598 amino acids. The record is from RefSeq and is a predicted model, not a curated record. NCBI's taxonomy places the organism in Eukaryota, Metazoa, Chordata, Actinopteri, Cypriniformes, Cyprinidae. Gene Ontology annotation, molecular function: zinc ion binding; protein binding. The transcript has 7 exons.